UGAGCAGUUGUGUUGUGUGGAGAGUGGCGGUGUUCCUCAGCGCUGUGCUCCCGCCGUGGCAGGACAUCACGCAAACUUGGUAAAUGAAUCUUACGGAAGGACACAUCAACUACGCUUGAAAUAUCAAAAACGUAUUCAAUAAACCCAGAGUCGCGAAGAAAAGUGAAAAAAAAAGAGACAAUGAAAUCAGACUUUCCGUUUUCAAAUUUGCUGCGCAUUUCACCUCACCUUUAAGAGACAAUGGACGAAUGAUUCCCAAGAGAACGAUUACAUAGCAGUUGAGAGCUGGUGAGAAGAAAAAGAGGAGACGAUCAUUGAGAGAGAAAGAGAGAGGGAAGCAAUCGGUGACACCUGGAGGAGCACACAGUCAGUUGGUGUCGUCGGUGGGGACAAGACUGGGAAGAUGGGCGGCCAUGGUGCUGCUGGUCCCCUCACCACUACCACCUUCAUCCUCGCCUGCUGCCUCGCCGUCCUCUCUGUCGUGGGCGGCAGUUUGGUAGACAACACGGCCCAGCAAGUGAGCAAGACCACCACCAACAGACAAAGGCAGGACCUUCCCUCCAGCGGCCACCACAGGAGGCACCAGAAACAACAGCAGCAGCACCAGCAGCACCACCCACUUGCCCUGCCCCUGGCCACAGCCUUGUCUAUGCUCAUUACCGCACCAAACGCCUCUGAGGACGCCGACAACUCCUCCAGCGCUGCCUACUUCGUCACCCCACUCCUUAAUCACGUCACCACCAGGGCGGGCCAGGCGGCCACUCUCACCUGUAUUGUCAAGCAACUGGGUAGCAGGCAGGUGUCGUGGAUCAGAGGUCGUGACCUACACGUGCUCAGCUCUGGUCAGGUGACCUUCUCGUCUGACUCUCGCAUCAGUGUGUCGCACGUGAAGGACUCCUGGACGCUCACCAUCAGGUACACUCAACCCCGCGACGCUGGCUCCUACUCCUGCCAGGUGAACACCCAGCCGCUCAUCGCCUCCUGGUACAACCUUACUGUUGUAGAGGCGCGGGCCAACAUCCUGGGGAAGGAGACCAUGUACGUCCAGUCUGGCAGUACUGUCACCCUCGAGUGUGUCAUCAAGGAGGAACUUGUUAUCCCAGGUCUGGUACUAUGGUACCAGGAUGACCGGCUGGUAGACCGAGACUCGAGGAGGGUGAAGGUGGUGACACAGGUAGCCAACGUGACCACCAGCACCCUGACGGUGACGACGGCAGCCCAGCAGGACUCCGGCAACUACUCCUGCUGGCCCUCGUCAGGACGACCCGACAGUGUCCUCGUCCACGUCAUACAAGGGGAGCCGCCGGCCGCCAUGCAGCACGGUAACUCAGCCGCCUGGGUGUCUACACUCCUGCUGGUGCCUGCCACUCUCACCUCCCUCCUCUUCCUCCUGACGUGACACUGACUCGCCCACCGCCACAACCAUCAGCCUCCACAGCCUUCACUACAGGAGCGUCCUCACCUUACCUUCACCACCAUAAUGCUCUACUGUCGUCGUUCCUUAUGUAAUGUUUCAACACACUGCCAGAGGUCGCUGCUCCCUGGUGGCCUCUCCUACCAUAUCAACAAGCCAGGGAGCCGCCAGGAGAGGAUGGGUCUUGUCACCUCAUAAGUGAAGUUUAUCAAAAAAAUUUAUCUUAGAGCAAAAGGUUAUAUUUAAAACAGUGAAUAUUAUGUUAUUUUGUGGUAAGGUUCUCGUAAAAACAGCCAGGAAUAAGUCACCAAACCUGACCUAACCUAUCCUAACCUGACCUAACCUGACCUGACCUAAUCUAAUCUACUUAACCAAACAUAAUAUAAAGUUCUUAGACUAUACCUUACUUAAGUUAGGGUACUGUAGAAAGGUCAGGUUUAAUUUAGUUGAUUCACUUCACAGCGAUAUAACAUGUCUGUGUUGAUAGCCGGCCAUGUUGAACGGUGUGUACACGAGUAUGAGUUCACGACAAAAUAUUCCACUAUGUAUUUUGUACACGUUAUGGUGGUGGGGUGGUGUUGUGGAUGACUACCGGUAUAGUUUGAAAUACCUGGUAUGUUUUAGUACGUUUACCUGGUGGUUACUUGUCUCUGCUAACUAUAACAGGUAAUGAGGUACUGGUCAAUAACUGGUCAUUCCACCGGCAACCCUAAGAUCCCCAGAGUAAUGCAAGUAUGCUUAAAUGAGUGACCCAAACACAGUCAUAAGCUGCACCCACACUGACGCCAACCACAUUUUUUUUUACAGUUUUAGGUUUGGAUUAAAUAUUGAAGGAAUUAUUACUAGCAUGCGUUGUUUAGCUCUAUGAACGCCUUUCCUGACUGGCUGAUCCACUGACAAGACCUUCCCGUGCACCCGGUUCAAACACGCCACGGGCUUAGCUCCUCCCUGCGUAAUCUGACACCCACAGCUGAUAGUCAACCACCAGUACGUCAUGGGUCGAAAACAAAACUUCUUUAAAUAUAUUGAAUAAAAGUUGCGAAUACGAUUGUUGCAGUUUGUUCAAUAUUAUACAAGAGAAUCUCACCAUCUUGAACACAUAGGAUACAAAUGAAGGAUUAUUGAUAUUUUAUUAUUUAGUUAUUUUUUUUACGGGAUAAUAAACGAUCACUUUACAGGAGUUUAGUUUGAUGGAGGAUUUAGCCAAUUUGUUUCUUAUAGUGUAAAAUGGUUACACUGUCCAGCCAAAGGUAAAUUAUAUCACACAUCUAUAGUUUUAUUAUUAAAUUAUCUAAGAUUAUCUAUGAUUUAUCAGUUAUCUUGAACUGUAAAAAAAAAAUCUUUCUCUGUUGAUAUUUUUGGAUUCCCGUUUUUCAUCAGGAUAACAGGUAUAAAAAACAGUGCCGUUAUCAUCCCUCUUGUAUUAAACAGUAGUGAGGAUUAAUAAACAGGGGCCUUCAUCAGUAACUGCCUGGAGGAGCUGUUGACUGAGUUUACCUCCUGGUGAGUUUACACACACACACACACACACACACACACACACACACACACACACACACACACACACACACACACUAACAGUACUAUGAGGGAACCCAAAUAUACUAAGAAUUUACCUAAUGCUGUCGGAGAACAUAUUAAGUAUAUAAUUCUCAAGAAGUGUAAAUGAGGUGUACCGUAAACUUCAGCUUCAGAUAAAGACGUGUGUAUUAUCCUCUUAUCUUCAUGAAGUUAAUAUAGAGCCAACAGAGACCUUCAAUCCUUGCCCAAAACAGCAUAAAUAUCAUAUAAUUAAUAACUGAAUCGAGUGUCAGUAAAAAGACUCAAAAUCUCACAUAUACUAAGCAUUCUUCUGGGCAUCUUGGAGGUGGUAUAGGUACUGAGUCACGACGUAGGUAAUAUAUCGCGUGUUUCACAAGAAGUUAAGUUAAUUUAAUAUUGACUACUGAAUACAGAUCAAGGAGGUUUUUAAAGCAUCUCAUAGUCAAUCAGAUAAUUUUAUACAUACUACAGGAAAGUUGAACUGCUUGAAGAUCACUUACGUAACUUUGCUAAACACCUCACAUAUACACAGUGUUUUAUAGGUACUGUGAGGUUACUGGCUGGUGGGAGGCGAGAGUGUGACACUGUCUGUAACACAGCUCUCAACAUAUUUAUAUACUGUAUAUCUUUCAUACAGGUCUAUGUUAUUUUUACAGAAUGUAUAUAAUAUGUAUGUAGAUAUAUGUAUGUUCACGAGUAUGUGUGUGCGUGUGUAUUUAUGUUAGUGUGGUUAUGAGUGCAUAUUAAUGUGUGUGUGUGUAUAUAAAUAUGGGUUAUAUACGAGGGUUGAAGUGAGCCUCAAGAUACAAGGGGGUUACUGUAGACUGUGUUAAAAGUACUUUGGACGAAUAGGAAUAUUUUCAAAUA
Messenger RNA from Homarus americanus (American lobster), 3823 nucleotides. RefSeq names its product zwei Ig domain protein zig-8-like. The record is from RefSeq and is a predicted model, not a curated record. Gene Ontology annotation, biological process: synapse organization. The transcript is spliced from 7 exons. Lineage: Eukaryota; Metazoa; Arthropoda; Malacostraca; Decapoda; Nephropidae. Bases 404 to 1399 code for a protein of 331 amino acids. Gene Ontology annotation, cellular component: neuron projection membrane.